Molecule: messenger RNA, 603 nt
Organism: Chaetomium globosum CBS 148.51
Lineage: Eukaryota; Fungi; Ascomycota; Sordariomycetes; Sordariales; Chaetomiaceae
Exons: 1
Coding region: 1-603 (200 amino acids)
Biological process (GO): chromatin remodeling
Cellular component (GO): Ino80 complex
Source: RefSeq, a predicted model, not a curated record
AUGUCCAACCCAGAAGCCCUAGCCGCGCAGGCUGCGCACCAGGAACUCAUCGAGCAACUCGACAUCCACUCAAUCCACAAGACCUUCCGCAACCCGCACUGGCGCCCCAACCAACGCCGUAACAAGAACAUCAAAGCCAUUCUAGGCGAUGCCUCGCGCAAGGAAGCUUCUGUAAUCGCGACGCCCCAAGAUAACAGCGGUGCAGCGACCCCACUGCAGGAUAACGACGGUCUCUCCACCAGCGGCGCGUCAACCCCAGCAGCUCCCUCCUCGAGCGGCUCGACCAGCCUCCAGCCGAACCUGGCCCAGGCGUCGCGCAGUUUGUCCAAGCUUGUCCUUGAGAAGACGCUAUCUGCGUCCACGCGACCGCCAAAUGGAGUGUCCUCAGCGCCCACAGCUACCUACACCAACAUUGAGAGCGCGCCCAGUCUUGCGCCGCUGAAGCACUACUGCGACGUGACGGGUCUGCCAGCGCCCUACAUGGAUCCCAAAACCAGGAUAAGGUACCACAAUCGGGAGGUGUUUGCCAUGAUCAGGACUCUACCGCAGGGUGUUGGGGAGCAAUUUUUGGAGGCGAGAGGCGCGCAUACAGUUCUGAAAUAA